GCCAGAGGUGGUGAUCUUGUCGCGGAUCACAAUCGGAAUCGGUACAAUCGCGAUCCGGAGUUGAUAGGCGGACGAGCGACUCGGCGGAAAGCAGAAUAUCUUGAGAAAUCUGCGGAUUCGUGUCGAUCAACGAGGGAAGAAAGAGAGUGAUCGGAUCAGAUCUUGUGCGCGUCCGUUAUUUAAUCGGAUUUUAUAGGAUUUUAUUGACGACGAGUGAGAAAAAGAGUGAUGCUGCUUCGAUCCGUAUGAGAGCACGUCGAAGAUCCCAGAGAUCAUCUUCACGUCGGAAAUUUAUGCCACUACUAUGGAAGGCGAAAUUACAUUUUGGGUAGCUGCGUCUUGCGAAGCGAGUGUGCGGCCACAAAGAAGGUGAGAAUCUUACGCGGCGGAUGAAAGAGAAUCCUCUCGAAAGACGUAUCUCCGAAUCACAUGAAGAGCUUCAAUUGCGAUUACACGAGCGAGGAUAGAGCGGUCUCUAUGGCGAACGGUGGCCACGGCGUCGCCGUUAACGGGGUAGGCGCCCCCGGUUCGGGCUCCUUGUCGAGGGAGGAGAGGCGCAGGCGAAGAAGGGCCACCCAAAAGUAUCGAACCGCACACGCCACGCGGGAGAGAGUCCGAGUCGAAGCCUUCAAUUCGGCGUUCGCGGAGUUGCGAAAGCUGCUGCCGACCCUGCCGCCGGACAAAAAGCUCUCGAAAAUCGAGAUCCUCCGACUGGCGAUCUGCUACAUCGCUUACCUAAAUCACGUUCUGCAAGCUUGAAAGGUAGCUCGUGCACUCCCGAAGUAAGAAGAAAUUGUGACGAUAUCUUUAUAUGCCAUGUGCCAAUGAAAGAACAAUAAAGGAACAAUUAUAGAGAUCAUUCAAGAUA
Messenger RNA from Ooceraea biroi (clonal raider ant), 868 nucleotides. Its product is annotated as helix-loop-helix protein 1. Gene Ontology annotation, molecular function: RNA polymerase II cis-regulatory region sequence-specific DNA binding; DNA-binding transcription factor activity, RNA polymerase II-specific; protein dimerization activity. NCBI's taxonomy places the organism in Eukaryota, Metazoa, Arthropoda, Insecta, Hymenoptera, Formicidae. Gene Ontology annotation, biological process: regulation of transcription by RNA polymerase II. The record is from RefSeq and is a predicted model, not a curated record.